CUCUCCGUACGUCGUCUGUCAAAGUCGCGAAUCCACAAAAAAUAAAUAAAUAAAUGCCCGCAUUUAAUUUUAAUCAAUCACGCCGACAUGCUGCUACGGUGCCCCACCAGACCGUAAUUCCUUGUCUCGGACCCUGCCAGCAGUGAAAGGCCGCAAUGUCGGAAGACCGGCGAAAAAUGAACCGCCCCAGCACCGGAACGGUGCCCAAAGUCAAGUGCAGGAACAAUAGCUCGUACAUGAACGAACGCGACAGCCCCCGAAGCUGGACCAACAAUUUGGCGGGCGACUUCCACCGCCUCAAUCUCUCCGACUACUUGAGGAAUUCCAGGCGCAAUUUGCCCCCGCACUGCGCCAUGAACACCACCGUGGAAGAACAGAGACACAACACCACCGUGAACGGCUCCAUCACCCCGAACACCAGUUCGUCGACGUCCCGCCGCAACUCCUCAGGGACCGUGCCAAAAUGCGACAACAUCACCAAGUACCCGGACAAGAAACAAAUCGAAGACAAGCUCACCCAGAUCAGGGAGUAUUUACAGAUCACGACGUCGCUCAUGUCGAGCAUGAAGAACACGGACGAUCAGUUGAUGGGGAUUUCGUGUGUCCAGUUGGACGACGCCGCCGAGAGAAAUAACUUGAUUCAGAUGAUUAGUGAUUUGCGGGACAGUGAGGCCAAAUUAGUCAACAUUUUAGAGAGUAUUGAGGCCGAUGAUGCGGGGGGCAUAAGUGACCAGGUGACGGUGGACAGAAACGAUAAUUACUCAGAGGCCACUACUUCCAACUCGCACCGCAAUGACCUCGACGAUAAAGUUGAUCACACUAACCGUGAGAUGGAGCUACUUCGAGAUCAACAAAUGUCGUUUUUGAGCUUGCAACAAAAAGCUGAGAAUAAGUUGAAAGACGCACGACAGUUGCAAGAAAAACUGAUGAUGUCCCAAUAUGACGUAAACAGCAGCAUGAACCAGCGCGACAAGAACCUAACCAGCGUCCAAGACUUCGACGCCGCCAUCAAAGAACUGGAAGAGAGAACCAAAAGACUGAACGAACCUCGCGGGUCUAACGCCAACCUCCAGGACCGACUGAUCGCAGACGUGGACAGUUUACAAAAUCAGAUUCUCAGUCUCCACAACAUCAACGAAGACAGGAGUCAGAUGUUGCAGAUGUUGGACAACCGAGACAGCGAACUGAGGGCCCAACACAUCGAGCUCCAGAGCAAACUCAGCGAGUUGCAAACCAAAAAAUUGCAAAUCGAUCAGUUAGUUACGCAGCUGCAAACAAUGGAAGACGCGGAGGAGGACGACGUUGGGAUGCAAGUGAGACGCAUCGUCACCAUGAAGGAUCAACUAUCGAAACUGAAGGACAUGUUGGAGAUCGUGAAAACGACGGAGACGAUGGUGCAGAACUCGAACUCGCAGGAAGAACAAGAGCAAGCUUGCGAGAUCUGCACGAAAGCCGAGAACUUCCUCCAGAAGGACAUGGAGAAGAGGAGGACCCCGGUGCAGAUCCAGCACGAGAACGUACCACGCCGGUACGACAAUACGGGCUUGAACGAGAGUAGACCGAAGCAGGUGAACAAGAACGCGAUCACGUACGACAGACAGAGCGGCUACGGAGGCGCGAAACCCAAAAGCCGCAGCAACAGCAACAAGAUGGCGCUGCAAGUCGAGCUCGAGGCGAAGAAGCGCGAACUCGAAGAAAUCAUGGGGAAACACAAAGCUGGGACUUCCAAUUUGAAUCAUGACGUCGGCACCGACAACAAGUCCGAGUUCAGUUGUUCGAGCAACGCGUACUUUGACGGGGCCCCGAGUUGGGCGCCGAUCAUGUCAGACCAUAACAGGUUCGAGUCGAGCGAAAGCGAAGAGGAGUGUCCCGAAGACCAGAACGAAUACUCGGAGUUGAAUCACCCCAACCAGGCUUUUACUCUUCCGGUGUUGAACUAUCCGCCUAAAGCGGAAAAGAGUAGGUCGAUGCAUAGCGCGGAUUAUGUUCAAGUUCCAGAUCCUGACCGCUUGUCUAGCAUGCCGCGGACGCCUGAGCGGUCGCCACGCGAGAGGGCGCGCUCGAAUAGUGAGCAAAGUGGUAAGACGCAGGUGCAGAAGCAACUGGAGCUCAUUCGGAGCGUGUGCGAUUCGAUGUUGGAACAGCAGACGCAGAGCGUCAACGUGAGGAAUAACCUCACUCCGAGUAGUUUGUAUUCGGAGCCGCGACGCUUCGCGUCGCCUAAUCCUCAUUCGAUGAACGCGCUGGUGGAGUCUCCGUGGGCGCCACCUGACCCAGCGGGCUACCAAGGAUGGUUGGCUACAAACACUCUCCAGACGCAGGCUUUCAUGCUGAACACGUUGAACCAGUGUUGUCAGAUGUUGUGGCUGCAACAGCGCGAGUUGAUCGCGCUGAGGCAAGCCGUGAGUCAGUUACAAGAGAGGGAUAACCCGCAUUACGAGAAUCACAGCCAUCUGGCGUCACCUAUGCAAAACCCGGAGAGUCGACGGUCCAACCAGAAGGUUAACCAGGUUCCGGCGGCUUGUUCAAUGCCCAACUUGAACCAGUACAACAUCCCUUCCGUCAAUUUAGACCCCUCCUAUCAGAAUAACGCCCGAUUGCUCGAUCAGUGUUUGAAUAACACGAGUGGUGACCACAUUAACAACAGUGUGCUGCAUGCUGUUAAUGCUAACAUUAACCAAAUGUCCGGCCAGAUGUGGAAUGGACAGGCGCUGAAUAACCAGGUCGCGCCAGGCAAUAGAGCUAACAAUUACUGGGACAAUUUUAGAAGUUACUCCCGCCAGAACCUCCUUUCGACGAAGAGCAACGAAGGCUUCCAGUCGAGCUUAGAACGCUCGAAUAACCCCUUCGCGAUAGUUUCGUUGUCCAAAAGCAACUCCGAUCACACCUCGUCGCAAGAAAACACUCCUCUGAGGCGAGCGCGCACGAGGAACUCCGAACGCAACAACUCGGCAGUUCCUCCAGAUGUUUUGAACGUUAAUCACAACAUUAAUAAAACGAUAGACUUGGCAAGCAAUCGGAAUGUGAACGAAAACGACUAUGCUUUCGCCUACAACGAGAUCAGCUCGAAUAACUCGAAUAUAUCGGAGGAGCAGAUUUUUAAAGAGGGGAUUUCGGAGAACGCGAGCAGGAGGAACGAGUGGCACGAGGAACAGUCAGAGGAACACCAUCCAAAGUCGAAACUGUUCGAGGAACUCCGCGAACACGUCUACAAAGAAGUCGUCACUUUGAUUUCGGCGAAUGAGACGCGACCGCACUUCUUGAUACAGCUGUUUAGAGACUUACAGAUGAUCAGCUCUGACCCGUUAAGACUGAAAAUUUUGCAGAGCAUCCAGACUAUAAUCACGCAUUCGCUGAUUUCGGCGAACCACACCAACAGACAAGUUCCGGAGCCGCAGCAAACCGAUCCGGUUAUAACCGACGGCGGUUUCUCCUUACAGUCGACAGUAUGGUCCAAGUCACUCAAAAAUCCGGCAGUCACGUCAAGAAACACCCUCCAUAUGGAGAACGAAUCCGAGACGGAAUCCGUCAUCAAAGAGAUCAUCCCCUACUUAAACGACCAUGAGGAUGACGUCAUGACUCAGCCCUUUUUGUUAGCUCUUAAGCAGGUUCUGCUCGAUUCUGAUUCGUUUCAGGAGACAGUUCGGGACUCAGUAUUCAAGAAGCAUUUCUCGAAUGUUCUAGACGAGGUUCUGGCGCAGUAUCACGGCAAAAAAGUCCGAGACGUGAAGAUGCACUUGAUCCAAACCAUCAACGACUUGCUCAAAGGUGAGCUUUCUUUUAUUCAGUUGAUACAGGAUACGUGUCCGGAAAACUGCGAAAAUAGCGAGAUCGGGGCUUUCGAUUCGCCGCCGAGCGCCGCCACUAACGGGCAAGUCGAGAGCGUGCAGAACGGAGAUUUGGCGGAGGCGGAUCAAGGGAGGGUGGAGGAUGACGACGUGGAGGAGGAAGGGGCGGUGGGGGGGUUUUGGGACUUGCAGAUGGAGGCUUCGGCGGUGAACGAAGAGGUGGAUGUUGGAGGGAUCGAGUUCCAGAAUAACGCUGAAUCUCAGACGCAGUUUAUUAAGCAAGGUUUGGAUCAAGUACCGACUCGGUUGCCCACAAAGUCGCGUUCUAACACUCCCAGUAAAGAUCGGUCGACUUCGUCGCGUUCAGACCACCCAGACCAGUUCUAAUUUAUUCAGUUGUCACAUACUCACUUAUUUUACUUAAGAAAAUAAACAAUCAAAACUGA
Messenger RNA from Zophobas morio, 4234 nucleotides. Its product is annotated as pericentriolar material 1 protein. The transcript is spliced from 16 exons. Bases 156 to 4175 code for a protein of 1339 amino acids. Gene Ontology annotation, cellular component: ciliary basal body; centriolar satellite; centriole. Gene Ontology annotation, biological process: intraciliary transport involved in cilium assembly; microtubule anchoring at centrosome; protein localization to centrosome. Lineage: Eukaryota; Metazoa; Arthropoda; Insecta; Coleoptera; Tenebrionidae. The record is from RefSeq and is a predicted model, not a curated record.